Pomacea canaliculata is the source of this 1499-nucleotide messenger RNA. RefSeq names its product neuromedin-U receptor 2-like. Gene Ontology annotation, molecular function: G protein-coupled receptor activity. The coding region runs from base 231 to 1499 and encodes 422 amino acids. The record is from RefSeq and is a predicted model, not a curated record. NCBI's taxonomy places the organism in Eukaryota, Metazoa, Mollusca, Gastropoda, Architaenioglossa, Ampullariidae. The transcript is spliced from 2 exons. Gene Ontology annotation, cellular component: plasma membrane. Gene Ontology annotation, biological process: G protein-coupled receptor signaling pathway.
AUAAACGUCAUCUUCCUGCUGAGGGAACGUUCCUCUCUUCACGAACUGAGUGUUUGUUCCCUUUGGACUGUUAUACCCUUAGAAGGUUUCAAGCUGCUGAGCUGUCUUCAUGUUCACAGCCACAGAUCAUGUUUUCAAGUGGUUCAGCCUUGCUUGUAGCAAUGUAGUUUAGCGAGCAGCUCAUCUUCCAAGAAGAUAGAGAACUGGUAUUUGAAGGGCUUUAAAAGUAAAUGUGGAAGAACAAAUCCAGCGACGCUGUAUGUUUCAUAAACUUUGUCCCUUAUCUUGCCGAUGUAACGACAUUGUCACUGACGACCAUGAAAGAGGUUCAGAAUAGUACAUCUACAUCUCCUCAACACCCCGUUGAUUUCCUCCCAUGGAGCGAUCCUAGGAAUAUAGUUAGCUAUCAAGCAUACUUAGAUACUUUGUUUUACUACAAUAAUAUCUUUAAGCCCCUGGUGGUCACUGCUGGCAUCGCCACAAACAUCGUCAACUGCCUGGUGUUCAGACGUCAGGGACUGAAAGAUCGCAUGAACCUCUGCCUCUUUGUCCACGCGCUGGUAGACAUGACUUAUCUUGUUUCUUCUCUGGCUUUCAACGUGACCUAUUGGAUUAAACUUCUGCAGCCAGUCCCAGGAGAGGAGUUGUAUCGGAAAACACAUUGCUAUGCAAUGGGGGUGUGCGCGGGGUUCCGAGAAGCAUCGGCCUGCAUAAAUGCAGUCAUUGCUGUGGAACGUUGUGUGUGUGUGGUGUUCCCGCUGAUGGCCAACUCCCUCAUGAGCACUAAAGCCAUGGGUAUUAUGUUAGUUGCCAUAGUGAUAGGGAUGCAACUGGCGUUCGCCACUAAUCCUAUCAAGAGAUACGUAUAUCCGGUGUACGACAACACGACGGGGAUGACGAUGUGGCAAAUGGCUCGAUCAGCUGCCUGGCAAGACAACGAGGCUCUGCUCCUGUAUGACACGGUGGAUGACACCAUCAUGAUGAUCAUAUUUCCGUUCGUCAUCUUUGCCCUGGUGUCAGGUGUCACAACCAUCACGGUGGUCAAGCUGAGAGCCGCCAUGUCCUGGCGACGGAAGGCAAGUUCGAGAGGAAAUCACGCUCAGCCCCAGCAGGUGGCGCUGACCAAGAUGCUUGUCCUCGCUUCCUGCAUCUUCGUUGCCUGCAAAGUUCCGGUAAUCGCUUUCACUAUGGGUCGCGUUGUUUAUCCAGAGUUCUCCCCUUUCGGCAGCCAGCACAAUGCAUUCAGGAUCGCAGACUUAAUCGCCCCUUACUUCCCUUACGCCCACUGUGCUGUCAGCUUCUUCGUCUACUAUUCGCUGUCUUCGCGGUUCAGGUCUGAGCUGCAGGGUCUCUGUGGAUGCUCACGGGCAACCACAGUCCCAGAACGCUCUCCCGAAACGCCCGGUGCUUGGAAAAUUCCUACAGAAAAUGUUAAUCAGAGUCUCAAAAUAUUGCCUUCCGAAUUCUUUACUAAAACAAUCACCUUUCUUUGGAAAUAA